Molecule: messenger RNA, 1050 nt
Organism: Venturia canescens
Lineage: Eukaryota; Metazoa; Arthropoda; Insecta; Hymenoptera; Ichneumonidae
Gene: Dpm1
Product: Dolichyl-phosphate mannosyltransferase subunit 1
Exons: 4
Coding region: 9-776 (255 amino acids)
Biological process (GO): GPI anchor biosynthetic process; protein O-linked glycosylation via mannose; dolichol-linked oligosaccharide biosynthetic process
Cellular component (GO): endoplasmic reticulum membrane
Molecular function (GO): dolichyl-phosphate beta-D-mannosyltransferase activity
Source: RefSeq, a predicted model, not a curated record
UGACUAUAAUGACUGCCGAAACUGAAUGUCGAACGAUCGAAAAUGAUUCGAAAAAAACUGUUGAUAAUAAAUAUUCGAUUCUUCUGCCCACGUACAACGAAUGCGAAAAUUUACCGAUUAUCAUAUGGUUGAUCGUCAAGUAUAUGGAUCAGUGCUGCUAUCCAUAUGAAGUGAUCAUUAUUGAUGAUGGUUCCCCGGACGGGACUUUAGAAGUUGCCAAAAAGUUGCAAAAACUGUAUGGCGAAGACAAAAUUGUAUUGAAACCACGAGAAAAAAAGCUUGGUUUGGGUACAGCCUACAUACAUGGCAUAAAAUAUGCAACUGGAAAUUUUAUUGUCAUUAUGGAUGCUGAUCUCUCGCACCAUCCAAAAUUCAUCCCAAAAAUGAUUGAGAAACAACUCGAAUCAUCUCUGGAUAUUGUGACUGGAACGAGAUAUGCCGGUGAAGGUGGAGUUUACGGCUGGGAUUUCAGAAGAAAACUAAUAAGCAGAAGCGCUAAUUUCCUUACUCAAUUGCUCCUGAGGCCAGGAGUCAGCGACUUGACAGGAAGUUUCAGACUUUACAAAAAAGAAGUGUUGGAAAAACUCGUACAAUCGUGUGUGUCCAAAGGCUAUGUUUUCCAAAUGGAAAUGAUGGUCAGAGCACGACAGUUCAGUUACACGAUAGGCGAAGUUCCAAUAUCGUUCGUUGAUCGUCUUUACGGAGAAUCCAAACUCGGGGGUUCGGAAAUCGUUCAAUUCGUCAAAGGCCUUUUGUAUCUAUUCGCCACUACGUGAUUUCCGAAUAAUUGAAUAUUCAAUCACUUUUAUCUAUGGUAGCCGAAAUCUACGGCAUUAUAUUCGGUCGAUUUAUAAACAUUCAAUUUUCGACUACGUCAAAAGUAUGCAAAAAUAUCAUCAAAUUCGAUGAUAAUCAGCUCUAAAUGAAUAAUCUAUUAAUCAAAUUGGUACCUGUAUACAGAAGCCUCCGUAAUAAAUGAAAUGAAACAAAAAAAAAUAGAUUCUGUCAGUAAAAAUAAACAAAUAGACUCCGAAUUAGUCCGAUAGUAAA